Messenger RNA from Diachasmimorpha longicaudata, 2988 nucleotides. Its product is annotated as growth arrest-specific protein 2-like. Gene Ontology annotation, molecular function: microtubule binding; cytoskeletal adaptor activity; actin filament binding. The record is from RefSeq and is a predicted model, not a curated record. Lineage: Eukaryota; Metazoa; Arthropoda; Insecta; Hymenoptera; Braconidae. The coding region runs from base 512 to 1834 and encodes 440 amino acids. Gene Ontology annotation, biological process: actin crosslink formation. Gene Ontology annotation, cellular component: actin filament. The transcript is spliced from 9 exons.
GAAAGAUCAAGGUUUUUCCCUUCGUUGAGAGGAAGUUGAAUUGCCAGGACACAAACGGGAAAGAGUCGUCGACAGAGAGAGGUAUAACAGAGGUUUUUCAGAAGUGAGUUCGGCGUGAUACGGCGUAGUGCACGCGUCGAUUGUUGAGUUAUAAAGGAAGCGCGCGCCUGGUCCCCUCGCUACUUCACUCAUCCGUUCGCUUUCAAAAAGAGAGAACCCUAGGAGAGGGAUUAAAAUACGGUGAGCUUCCCAACGAGACAGUCGUGACCAGUUGACCGAUACGUAUGGCUGUGCUCUCAGUUAUCAAAGGAUUGUGAUGGGUGAUUUCGGCUAUUUCUGUGGAUUUUUUCGGUGAUUCGGUUGUGGCGGUAAAAUGGAGGGAUAAGUUUCAACUUGGUGUCACAUGCCGAAAUAUCGAGGUCUUGUCAAGAAAUUCUGCCAUGAGAGGCAACUGAGAGAAGUAAAUCAUCAUUUGUAGAGGAGCUAAUCACGGACAAUUACCGAAACAAAAAUGAAGUUGUCGUACACAUCAAAUAGAUUUCCUCCAACGCAGCAUACACGCUAUCGUAGCAGUUGGGGUCCAUCCUCAGUCUCAGCAUUUUCACGUGCCGACAUACCACGUCCCUCACCCGAAGAACAAGAGUUUCAGUUCUAUCAUGAGCGCCUUCAUUCAGCUCAGAGCCGUCAGCUGAUCCCGCUCCAGGAGGAUUUGGCCGAUUGGAUCAACAAGACGAUAAAUGUCGAUCAUAUAACUGGUGAGAAUUUCUUCGAUGUUUUGGAUAAUGGCGUGAUAGUCUGUCGCUUGGCUCGUGUUAUCCAGGAAAAAGCACGAGCUGCUAUCGAUGCAGGACGCGCCAAGGGGCCCAUCCCCGUGAUACGUGGAAGAUGCUGGGAGAAUGCAGCGAGACGCAGCUUUUUUUCAAGGGAUAAUAUGGAGAAUUUUAUACAAUUUUGUAGACGCCUUGGGGUACAUGAAAAUCUGCUGUUCGAGAGCGACGAUCUUGUGCUCCAUGGACAGCCACGUAAUGUGGUGCUGUGUCUGCUGGAGGUCGCCCGAUUGGCCUCAAAGUAUUCCUUAGAACCACCUGGACUCGUUCAGCUUGAACGGGAAAUCGCUGCUGAACAGGAGAGAGAUCUACAUUGUAUGUCUGACAGUGGUAUAUCUCAUAGCAGUCUUGUCUCAUGGCAAUUCCAGCCUCCAUCGCCCACGCCGUCUCCAAGACCUUCAAAUGAGAUAAUGAAGCACAGCAGUUCGGCAUCAGAAGUAACUGCAUCGAGAUGGCUCGACGCCUCACCGACCACGCCUAUCGAGACAGAUAUGCGUAGAUCUGUGAGUGAUAAUGGACCCACGGGCAGCGACGGUGUACCCAGUGAUACGACAGAGGACGACUGGUCACGGGGUAGUGCCGAGGAUCCUGAUGAGGUAUCACCGGUGAGCUCACCAUCACCCGCUGAACCCCCCGAGCACGUUGGACCAGUAACCGAACUCGAUCGAAAGGUGCGACGUGUAGCCGAGCAGGUUCAAAGACUAUGUCAAUGUUCACACGAGAAAUGCUCGAGAUUGAAAGUGCGAAAAGUUGGAGAGGGACGCUAUCACAUAGCUGGUCGCAAUGUUUUCAUUAGGUUGCUGAAGGGAAGGCACAUGAUGGUGAGAGUUGGCGGUGGAUGGGAUACCUUGGAGCAUUUUUUGUCCAGGCACGAUCCAUGUCAGGUGAGGGUUCUCAGUCGUGAGAGUACACCACCACCAUCGCACAACGGCCUUAAAAGCCCAAGCUUCCUGCACAUACGCGCCAAGUACAGAAGCCCACCGUCCGAGCCAGUAUCUGGCCGCUAAUAUAAUCACUCGAGUCAUCUCAUCCACGUAAUACUCAAUGCACAGUGCCUCAGGAUGGGGAUUUAACGUUAAACAAUAAACAUACAGUAAUAAUCAUUCGAGGGUUCAAAUUCACAGCGUUCACAAGCAUCAUUAUAUUUCGAGUAUAGAAACAAGUUUCUGUGAACGACUUGUCAUUUGUUAGUAUUAAUAUUACACUUCGUAAACUAUUUUUCAUAGCAUCAGGUUGAUAAAGGUCCAUUCGGCAAUAUAUCUCUGUUGAAUGCGAGAAUUUCAAAUGCAAUGUCUAACGUUUUUUGCCGAGACAAAUAUUUUGGAAAAAUUAAUCAGCUAUUAAUGCUCACGUGUCUUAUACGACGUUUAAGAUUCAAUCAUGUAUUCUUAGCAUUCUUCAAAGAAUUAUCGAAUUUAACGCACGGGAUAGUAAUGUAUUUAUAAGAGGGUCAAGUUGUUUUAUCAGUUAAAAAUUAUAAAUAUGACAAUUCCAUUUAGCAUUGCAACGUUAAUGGGCAAUAGACUAGUGGAGAAGACUGAGUAUUUGUAUAAUUAACAAGAAAUCUUUUUUGUAGAUAGUGAAAUCAGAUGCAAAAAUAAUCUUCUGAUCCAGCAAUUUUUUUCGGUCAUAUUGACGGAAUAAUCUACCCAUAUUCAUUGCUCAUAUGUAUAUCUUGAACAUGUUUCACGCGUAAGUUAAUCUGGAAAAAAUCAUCAAAGAACCAUUAUUUAUGCAUUUCACUUUUACCUUUUUUAAAAAGAGAAACUUUGACAUUUGCAUGCAUUUUUGAAGAUUAAAACAUUCAAUUUGACCCUCGCAGUAGCUUAAAAUGACAGUUAAAUUUCCCUAAAGCACUCGGAAAAAUGGCAAUCACAAGGUCCUGGUAGUUAACGAUUGCACUUUAGAAUCAUCGCUCUGAUACCAUAUAUACAAACGAUAUGGUAUGAAGAGGCGAUACCGGAGAGGGUUAUGGUCAAUUUUUAAGUAAACUCUAUCACUAUGAAGUCUUUUGCACUUAUCAGCACGUCAUUGAAGUCUAGUGGAGUUACUCAUUGCCUCAAACCACAAAACAAAUAUUGGCUCAGUAUUGUAAUACUUAAUGAUACUUUUUGUAUUUUUAUAUAAACCAAUAGAAUAAUGAAUUCUAAAGUUAUAAUAA